AUGUACAAAUGCCGGUACGAAACAAAUCAUUGGAGGAUUAUAAUGAAAGAGUUCAUCGAAAAGCAGCAAAGUAUGGAGACGAUUUGGAUUCACCACCUCCUCCGACAGCAUAUGCACGAGAGACCUUUGGAAAAAAGAUUUUUGGAGUUGUAUAUUUUCCCAAAUACUUGUCCAUCGGAAGAACUUGAGGAACUCCAACAGAAAAAGAAGGGGACUCGCUACACAAUGGAAGUUUUUAAUUUUGAAGUGUUAAUUUUUUUUAAAAGAUUUUCAAUUUAA
This is a messenger RNA of Caenorhabditis elegans, 279 nucleotides long. RefSeq lists its product as uncharacterized. NCBI's taxonomy places the organism in Eukaryota, Metazoa, Nematoda, Chromadorea, Rhabditida, Rhabditidae. The transcript has 3 exons. The record is from RefSeq and is marked reviewed. The coding region runs from base 1 to 279 and encodes 92 amino acids.